UUUAGAUUUUGGUGCUUUUGUCUCAAUGUUAUUUACCCUUCUUCUUUUUCUUCUUCUUCUUCUUCUGUGUGCACGGCCGGCCGAUGGCCACCCCGCCCCACCCAGGCCUGUCUCUGGUGUCCGUGCUAUCUCUGAUAGCAUGUAGCGGCCAGCUGUUAGCCGCGGUGCUGCUAGCACGUUGCUACGGCGGGCGUAGCUCGGCAACGGACCGCUGGGUCCUCUGCUGGCUCUUCUAUGAUGUCAUCGUCCACCUGACUCUGGAAGGACCAUUUGUCUACAUGUCUCUUGUUGGGACCGUGGAGACGUCUGAAGGACCUCUGGCUGAACUCUGGAAGGAGUACGGGACAGCAGACAGCCGCUGGCUGGUUUCUGAUCCCACCAUCGUCUCCAAGGAGAUCCAUACGGUCGGCCUCGGCUCUCUGCUAGGAGUACUUCUGAUACACGCAGUACUACGGGAUAAAUACUACAACUAACAUGUACACUUCCUGCAGGUGUAUCUGAGCGUGGGCGAGCUGUACGGUGGCUGGAUGACCUUUGCUCCUGAUUGGCUGCAGGGCAGUCCUCACCUGGACACCACUUCCUGUCUCCACCUGUGGCUCUACCUGGUCUUCUUUAACGGGGUCUGGGUCCUGGUCCCUGUGCUGCUGCUGGUCCAGUCCUGGCUCGCUCUCAGGAGUCUGCACGCACUCAGUACGCACUUAGUACUACAACCAAUCAGAGCAACAGAUAGACAUACAACCAAUCAGAGAAACAGAUAGACCUACAACCAA
Perca fluviatilis (European perch) is the source of this 770-nucleotide messenger RNA. It is a transcript of the gene ebpl, whose product is annotated as EBP like. Gene Ontology annotation, cellular component: endoplasmic reticulum; membrane. The record is from RefSeq and is a predicted model, not a curated record. Gene Ontology annotation, biological process: sterol metabolic process. The transcript has 4 exons. Lineage: Eukaryota; Metazoa; Chordata; Actinopteri; Perciformes; Percidae. Gene Ontology annotation, molecular function: cholestenol delta-isomerase activity.